AUGGGCUGGUCUUCAAUACUCCCCGAGCCGCUCACUAUCCUUGAAACUUGGAUAGUCAGAGUAUUUUUAGUACUCUCGAUCCUCACGUUCGGCCCCUGGGCCGUCCUCAUCAUCUAUGACCUCCUACUGUAUAUCUGGCGAUCUGUUGUUCAUGAAGUUCCCAUCGUUGGUGGGAGAGCUCAAGGCCGAUUACGUCCAAGAGCGCCGAGCUUAAGAGAGCGGCCUGAUGGCCACAGACGGCGGAUAAGUUUGGUUGGUCGGCCAAUAUCCAUCUCUGGGAAUAGCUCAGUCCCAUUUGCUUCCGGCUCCGCAUUUGUCGAAGAUUCCGAAAAGAUGGACCGCAAGAGAGAGACAAGAGCUUGA
This is a messenger RNA of Pseudovirgaria hyperparasitica, 363 nucleotides long. RefSeq lists its product as uncharacterized. The transcript is spliced from 2 exons. The coding region runs from base 1 to 363 and encodes 120 amino acids. NCBI's taxonomy places the organism in Eukaryota, Fungi, Ascomycota, Dothideomycetes, Acrospermales, Acrospermaceae. The record is from RefSeq and is a predicted model, not a curated record.